Messenger RNA from Trichophyton rubrum CBS 118892, 4053 nucleotides. RefSeq lists its product as uncharacterized. Bases 1 to 2235 code for a protein of 744 amino acids. Gene Ontology annotation, molecular function: phosphatidylinositol-3-phosphate binding. NCBI's taxonomy places the organism in Eukaryota, Fungi, Ascomycota, Eurotiomycetes, Onygenales, Arthrodermataceae. Gene Ontology annotation, biological process: protein targeting to vacuole; retrograde transport, endosome to Golgi. The record is from RefSeq and is a predicted model, not a curated record. The transcript is spliced from 5 exons. Gene Ontology annotation, cellular component: endosome.
AUGUCGCUCUUCGGCUCCUCUCCCGAGGACUCUCCGCUGGCCAGCAAGGCAGCGCAACCGUCAUCAUCUUCAUUGCGGGUGAAAUCAAGCCUGUUUGCGGACGAUCCCUCCUCGCUGUUUGGAGCAGACGAGGGCUUCUCGUCCCACAGCAACAGCAAUAAGAAUAACAGCAAUAGCAACUCCAGAGGCGUGGCUGACAACGAGCACAACAACGACAACGGAUAUUCAUCACCCUGGGAUAUGCCUACACCAAGGAAAUCCGGCUCGAGACAGCAGAUUGUUAAGACCCUUCUACCUUCGACUGAAGUCCCGGAGAGCUACGUAGAUGCGUUUGACGCGCUGGCUGGUGCUGGGGGAGGUGCUGGCGGGGUCAUCAGCAUUGAAAGCGUGAAAAGUCUUCUCGGAAGCACGCAUUUGAGCUCUUCGGAGCAGACGGGGAUCCUUAAUUUGGUGACGAAAUAUGGAUCUCAGCAGAGCCUGGAGAGGAGUGAGUUUAAUGUUCUUCUGGCGCUUGUAGGGCUGGCGCAGGAGGGUGAAGAUGUUACUUUGGACAGCGUCGACGAGCGCAGGAAGAGACUGCCGGAACCUAAUAUUCCUUAUAUCACUCGUAUACAGACGGGAAAUGCGGAAAACGGAACGGCUACUCAGCAAACCGCGGAAGAACACACUGAUCAGAUCCAACAAACACGCCAUAGACUACGACAGGAUUCAUUUGGCCCAGAAGUAGACCCGUGGGGAAGCCCAGUAAACCGUCAGCCGGCCCACCGCCCCAACCAAGGUGCAACGAAUGGGUUUUCUUCUACUCACGAAGCUCAUGAACCAGAGGCAAUGCCAAAGCCCAAUACCCAGAUUGAACCUCAAAACUUUGCAAGCACAAGAUCGAACGGGUCCACCGGUGCGCCCGCGAGCGUUGGGUCUGGAUGGGGAGGUGGUGGAUUUGGGAACCCUUCGUCUGCAAGCGGAUUUGGAAAUUAUGAUCAGGGCGCGUUGGGUGCUGGGUUUGGCCAACCUGAUAGCGGACAAGCCAACUCCAGCCGUAAUGACCUAUCCAGAUCACUGGGCGGUGGCCAAGUAAGCAACUCGGGGAUGGAGGAUGUUAUCACCAUCCAAAUGCUUCCUGAGAAGGAAGGCAUGUUCCUCUUCCAGCACCGCAACUACGAAGUCAAAUCCGCGCGCAAGGCUACCUCCGUGAUCCGAAGGUAUAGUGACUUUGUCUGGCUGGUGGACUGCCUUCAGAAGAAGUUCCCCUUCCGGCAGAUCCCGUUACUCCCUCCCAAGAGGGUUGCAGUCAAUGGCACUCACCUAUCAGCGGAUUCGAAUUCCUUCUUGGAUAAACGUCGCAGAGGCCUCGUCCGCUUUGCUAAUGCUCUUGUGCGUCAUCCGGUAUUGAACCAAGAGCAGCUGGUUGUGAUGUUCUUUACUGUUCCCACUGAAUUGGCUGUUUGGCGUAAACAAGCCUCCAUUUCCGUACAGGAGGAGUUUGCCGAUAAGCCCCUUCCCCCGGAUCUGGAAGAUUCUCUGCCGUCUAACCUGACAGAUACCUUUGAUACUGUCCGUUCGGGUGUCCGCCGCUCAGCUGACAUCUACAUUAACCUAUGCCUCCUGAUGGACCGGCUUGUAAAACGCCACCAAGGCCUAGCCGCAGAGCAGUUCCGAGUUUCGAGGGCACUCCACGCCCUGACCGAGAGCACGAUGGACACAUAUGCUGCGGACACGGGUGAUGUUCCCCUGUUGAACAAUGGCAUCAAUGCGACUGCCAAUCACUUGCAAACAAGUCAAGGCCUGUUAGAAGACGAAGCAAGGGCUUGGGACCAGGGAGUCCUCGAGGACUUAAAGGCCCAGCGCGACUGUCUUGUCGCUAUGCGAGACGUGUUCGAUCGGAGAGAUCGCUUUGCAAAGGAUAACAUCCCCCAACUCGAACGCCGGAUUGAGAACAACGAGAAGAAGCUUCAGGCCAUCCGCGCCAAACCCGAGGAGGCGGUUAAACCUGGGGAAGCGAAGAAGGUUGAAGACGCCAUCAUCAAGGACAAGGAGUCUAUUGUCCAGCAGCAUGCUCGCGGGGUCUUUAUCAAGGAGUGUAUCCGCGACGAGAUACUAAUUUUCCAACGGAGCCAGUACCGCAUCAGCCUCCUGCACCAAGACUGGAGCCAGGAGAGAGUCAAAUAUGCAGAGCUGCAGGCUGACAACUGGCGAGCCCUGACCGACGUUGUCGAAGGCAUGCCUACCUCCGAUUAACAGUCGCGUUUACUCUUCGCCCCUUGACCCCUUUCCCCCGGGACACGCCAUGUCUCCAUCUAUUACACAUGUUUAGAAACCCCCUUUUCUCCCCAGCUACAUUCGGAGUUAGAAUAGUAGUGGCCUAUGGAACCGCUGUUCCAGUGCAUCAGCGAUCAGUUUUGAGUAAUUUCUAAUCCUUUCCCUUUGUCCAAGACAUGUUCCAUUUGAUAUAUACCCCUGUGCCACUCUGGAUUUUGCUGAAAGAAACCUGUCAAUCUGUCAGUUUAUAAUAAUUUUCACUUGAUAUAACAACAAAUAUACUCAAAUCUCACUUUCCUUUUUUUUUCUUUUUUUUUUUUUCCUUUCCCCCCCUUCAUUUUGCUCAUUUCUUUUUCUGAUGCUGGCAGUGAUGGUGCUGCGAACUGUUCGAUUAAUAUUAAAUGCUUAUUGGCUAGUGGUUCAUCAGAAUCGGCCUGGUCGUUAAUGUGCAAUUUGGCUUUGUGGGUAUCAUCCGUAGCCGUUGGAGAAGCCUUUAGGCUUUUGUUUGCUUGACUAGAUUCCCGAGCCAUGAUUAAACCUCGCCCAGAGCAGAGUCAAAAUUCUAGAUCCCUUUUAGCUUAAAUAGGCUCCGUUUGAGAAAACAGGAUCUCGACGGAGCUGUCGACAUCCUUAUCUAACGGGGAGAACCUUGGGGCAACCCUUAAAAGAGAGGUGGGAGUUGAGUAUCUGGUUUGACCUCUCCGGGAACAAAACAUUUUUUGAAGUGCCGAACUGGGACUGCUCCAUCCCUCUCCCCGGUUUGAUAGGCGGUCUCAUAACUGCUACCAUCCUGUCCAUCCAGACUCCCUUUUGUCUGAUCAUGCGAAUCUUAAAACACGAACCCGGAUGCCUGAACUGAGCCUACUGAACCUUCCCCACGAGCUGGAAGAUCCUCACCAUCAGAUAUAUGGAAGGGACAGCAUGAUAAGCGACUUUGGACCCAGUACGGGUGAAGAUCGCGUCUGACUGGACGAAAUCUCAAGCACUAUUUUCAUGCUCCGUGACCAACAAGGGGGGUUCAGCUUCCCGUGUCCAGUCAUAGGCGAGCAUCAGUUUCGCUUCCGCUCCCGCAUAAACCCAUCCUGAGUCACAGAUCCGACAUGACAGGAAGACGAACGAAUGGGUGGAGCGAGGAGUCCCCCAGAGUGACGUGGUCGGGGGAUAGCUACCUAUCCAUGUCGCCUGGCCAGCCAGGAUGCUAUCAGUACGGAGUGUGCAAGAGAAGGAGAAGGCCUAGGUCCUUUCCACUCUCGUUCCCUCACACUAACUACCUCACUAGCUUUUAAACUCCCGCCGUUCGCGCGUGUGGCGAGGAUAGCGAAAACGGAAGGGAGCCAAUGAUAGCUAGCGCGAGAGACGAUUCCGUGUUUGAAAGCUGAAGCUUCCUGUGGCCCUAGACGUCGCACAGCAGCCUCGCAGCCGUCAAAGCACCCUGCUUUCGUGGUAGAAAUACUGCAGAGAAACACCGCUCUAAGUCUCACUGAAGGAUGGGCGUACGGAAUAUAUACGGAGAAUGUAAGAUGAGUGUCUGAGGAGAGAUAAGCAGCGAACAGUGCUGGAGACAAGCUUUGAGGAUUUUAUUGGCAGCCGACAAUCCCAGCAGAAGAGGAACUCCUCUCAAACGACGGUACUGUUACGUCUCAAUCAAUGCUUGAAAUGUGGGCGAUCAUCCCAGGCUGUUCCCAGUCCCUUAGUGACUGUCGAUUGUUGCUUGUCGUUGCUUGUUUGUUCGCUCGUCGUCUGUCGAUGUCGUUCGAUGUUGAUGUUUUAUGGUUUUUUCUUUUCUUUUCUUUUCUU